Thunnus maccoyii (southern bluefin tuna) is the source of this 1927-nucleotide messenger RNA. RefSeq names its product CD209 antigen-like protein C. Bases 319 to 993 code for a protein of 224 amino acids. NCBI's taxonomy places the organism in Eukaryota, Metazoa, Chordata, Actinopteri, Scombriformes, Scombridae. The transcript has 6 exons. The record is from RefSeq and is a predicted model, not a curated record.
ACCACUGCUUCCAGUGAAGCAUUUCUGCAAUAAAACAACAUGCAUGCAAAUGUGACGCGUAUAACCGCUCGAGCGUCCGAUGGUAGCAUAAUAACCAAAUGUGCUAUGUUUCAGCACACCCUGCCAGCUUCCUCUGUUAAGUGCACAUAAGUCAAUUCGGGGCUUAUUUUAGCUCCCAUGUUGAGGAGAGCGGCUAUAAUAUGAGGAAGGGGUGGACUGGUCACAUUUUGAUCAACUAGAUGCGUGAAAAUGUAAUCACGAGUCAAAAACAGUGUUAAACAGUCGAAGUAAAAAGAGCAAAGAGCAUCAAGCAGCAGGAUGGAUUUGUCUCUGAGCCAGGAAGAUGAUACCAAGAGGGAAACAUCUAGAGGAUCCUGUCACACUUGUCAUCGGACCACUGGAGUGGCUGUUGCUAUAACAACAAUAAUCCUGGUCAUGGGACUUAUUUUGUCUUCGAUGUUAUUUGUCCAGUGGACAGCGUCACCAGAAGCGGAUCAGACCUCUAAAGCUGCAGAACUGAUGGAGCAACUACAGCAGUGCCAGCAAGAACAAAGUGAUCUGAACCUGAUGCUCCACGCUGCUACUCAAGACUCCAGGUGUAAUUUGUGUCCCGACGGCUGGCGGUGGUGGAGGGGUCACUGCUACUUCCUCUCAAGGGGACUUGAGGAGAAUCGUCAGUGGAAUGAGAGCGCCGAGUUUUGCCAGCGACACAACAGCAGCCUGGUGGUGAUCAAAGACUCUGCAGAGAUGGAAUUUAUUCUAGGAGUGCUGCAGAAGUUCCGUCAGUUCUCCUUCCUGUGGGUGGGACUGACCGACUCCAAGCAGGAGGGUCAGUGGCUGUGGUCGGACGGGUCCGACGUCCAUCACUACAUGCCGGUGACGGUGGAGUGGGAUGCUGAUCACAGGGACUGUGCGGACCUGAGGGGGGGUGGGAGACUCUUUGCUGCUGACUGUGAAGCGUACGGACCCUGGGUUUGUAAGAGGGAGUCCUGAUGUAAACACAACUCACCAUCCCAGUCCACUCAUGCUGUCGUGGUACAAUAUCCAGAGUAUAUUAUCACAAAGAGCUGAAAGAUUGAUAUUUUUCACUGCACCCCCCCAAAAAAAAAAUCUGUUACAUAAUUUUGCACUCCAGCUACACUUUGUGAUGCACAGUUAUGUAUUUUCUUGCAUGAAAGUCAGCUUUGCAAAAGGCAAACAUUGAGGAAAUGUGUGUCCAAAGAGUUUUUUUGAUAUUUGGUAAAAAAAAAUAGCUGACUAAGUUAAGAUUUUUCUUUCAGACUGUGAAAUGUGCAUGUAACAAGAAGUCAGAAAAAAAUAGGUAAAGGUAAAUAAGACAGCAUGAUACGUGCAUAAAACAUUUAUUAUGUGUAUAUCUGAGAGUGCAUUAUAAGGUGCAUGCAUGUAUGUAAAUGCAGUAUGUUUACGCUUUCAUGUCUACACAUACAAGUUUAGAUAUUGUAGGAAUUUACUCAAAAUAUUCAUUUCUGGUGAGGCAUUAAAAUACUUAAAGGCUAGCUUAUUCAUUUAAAUCUACUUUUAAAAAUAAAUAUUUUUAGAUUAACCUAAGGUCAAUUCUUCAAAGUUUGGGUUUUUCUCAUUGUUAACAUUGUUCUGAGGAAAUGCAUUAUAUAUUUUAAAGUGCUAUGAUUGUAUUUGGAUAUGUUUUUAUUUACUAUCACUAUCACCAGCACUUUGAUAUAGUUCAGCCUUUAUCUACGUGUCAACAGUCAAUUUGUAACUUAAGAUGAAGAGAUUGUAAAUAGAUUUUAAACACUUAAUUUAACUGAUGACACUACUUUGCUUUUCAAAAAUAUCAUCUUUAACUUCCUGCAGAAUUGUUUUUUGUAUUUUCUUUUUUUUAACAAUUUUAUCCUCAGUUCCUAAAUUGAAAUUGAAUUCUUUCAAGUGUCCAGUUAUGAGGGUC